CAGGUGCCCUUCCAACAGAGGUGGAAAGUGAAAUGGUGUUUUGAGUCGUGCCUUUGUUCUAGACAACAUCAUGGCUCUCCUUAGAGACCUCAGGUUCUCCCUGGGGUGGAGAGAGAUACUCACCAUGGGAAGAUUCACUGUCCAUUACAAGAACAUUCUGACUCUUAUCAUAUGGGGUGUCAGGAGGAAUUAGAGAGGCAUCGCCGUGGGGAUGGAAGCUUUUUCUUUGAAGGAGCUCCCGGAGUGCUUGGAAGCCUGGAGCCAGAUUCACCCCCUCAUCCGUGCCGAGCAUUCCUCGGGGUACUGAGUUUUCCAGGAUGGUAUGUUGGACUGAGACUGAAUCUGUCCAGUUGCUGGAAAGUUUGCUGACACUUGCACCUGGAACACAGAAGUUUUCAGUGUCUGGACCCUGAAGAGGAAGCAGAAGAUCUCAGAAGAGCACAUCUUCCCACAGUGUGCCACCUCAGUGCCCAAAGGGCUCAGGGAAGCUGUGCAGGAAGGUCUGGAUGUCCCUUGUGAUCACUGAUAUUUGAGAGCUGGAAGUCUCCUCAUGGCUCCUUAUCACAUUCGACAGUACCAGGAGAGGGACCACAAAAGGGUCCUGGAAUUGUUCUCCAGGGGCAUGAAGGAGCAUGUCCCUGCCGCCUUCUACCAUAUGCUAACACUGCCUCAUUCUCUCCUGUUCUUACCCGGGGUGCCUGUGACCAUGGUGCUGGUGUCUGGCUCCUGGCUCCUGGCCACAGUAAGCAGCUUGCUCUUUCUCCUUUGCCUGUGGCUCCUUAUCUGGUUUUCUUGGAGAAAUUAUGUGGCUACAAGUUUGCAGGCAGACCUGGCUGAUAUCACCAAGUCUUACCUGGAUGUCCAUGGCUCCUUCUGGGUGGCUGAGUCUGGAGAACAGGUAGUGGGCAUGGUGGGUGCUUGUCCAGUCAAGGACCCUCCAUUAAGGAGGAAGCAGCUGCAGCUCUUUCGCCUGUCUGUGUCAUCACAGCACCGAGGACAGGGGAUAGCGAAGGCACUGGUCAGAACUGUCCUCCAGUUUGCACGGGACCAGGGCUACAGUGAUGUUGUCCUUGAGACCAGCAUUGUGCAGUAUAGCGCUCUUGCGCUCUACCAGGCCAUGGGCUUCCAGAAGACAGGCCAGUAUUUUGUCAACAUAGCCACGAGGUUAAUGGGUCUCUCUAUCCUUCAUUUCACCUACUCUCUCCCAUUUUCUUGGGGACGAGGGAUUUGACCUUUCUUGAUUUGCUUGUCUGGGAGGCUGCAGUUCACUGUGCUGUAGGAACAAGCCCUCCCUGGCAGUUUCCUGCUGCCAAUCCCAAGGGCUCCCUUACCAUUCCUUUCAGGCAGCCAUGCUGGUGGUCACCUGCGGGUGUUGGCUCCCUUCUGCUUUUUUAAGUGUCUCUCUUUCAUCUUUCUAGUGCCAUGAUAAGAUAGCACAAAACCCAACUGAGUCCACCCCGCACACAUGUCACUUAGAAGUCUGUUAGUUAGCAGUUUCUGCUAGGUGGUCUCAAGACCUCAAGGCAUAGGAUUUAGGAUCUAUGCAGAGAAGCUAAAGUGAAUUCAGAACAAAGACUUUUCUGACACACUUAACUUGUUGAUUACUGAAAAACCUAAGUCUUUUGGCGAAGUGGAGCCUCCACUGGUGGAGACAGAGCAGUCAUAGGUCAGGGUGGGCGCCCCACGAGAGCUGGAGCAAGGACGCUUAGGACUUACUCCUAAGUCAGCUUUGUGCACAGGGAGGAAGGAGACCUCUGUGAUGCAGUGAGAGCAAUUGUGAAUGGCCUCUCCUGCGGGGAGUGACUCCCUGGCCUUGCUUUGGUCCCAGUCUUAUGGAAAAGCAGAAUUAAAUGGAUGCCAAAGAUGAGACAUUCUUGGGGAUGCAGGAAGACAAUAUGGGAUUGAAAGGAUACAGCCUAACUGUCUAAUGAUCCCAAGAAGUCAGAAGUUUAAAAUGCUAUCUCGCUCCAAAGAAGCUCUAAAGCCAGCUUUCUAAGGAGUCCCAAACACCUCAUAUUCCAGAGCCAUGUUAGAAAGGUCACAUUCCUUGAGCCCGCUCAUUGUUAGAAACUAGGUGAAAGGUUGCAUUCCAGAGCUUGCCCUUUGUUAGGAGCUAAGCAAAAGGGCUUUGGGUAGGUGAUCCUGACCCUAUAAGGUAAAGGGAAAUGACCUAAUUAGUUGCUUAUCUUGCUUCUGUAAACUGCUUAUGCCAUCACCCCCACCCAGGAGUUCGUGCUUCUAUAGACCUCCGAGAAAAUUGGAAACUAAUUGGCUUGGAUAAUUUAAACUGAGUGGCCUAAAAACUGUGGAGUGGUACAAAUUGAUUGGCUCGCACUACGUGGGCUCUCGAUGCUGAGGAAUGAUUGGUUUGUGAUUCAAGGGCUUUGUUGUAAACUUAUCAAAGCUGUCCCAAUUCUGCACUGGGGUCCCACAGUCCUCUACCCCUGCGCAGUGUAUGACUGUGGAUUCCAGAGCCUCUGGAAUAAAAAUCCUCUUGCUUAUUA
Apodemus sylvaticus (European woodmouse) is the source of this 2504-nucleotide messenger RNA. Its product is annotated as N-acetyltransferase family 8 member 2-like. Lineage: Eukaryota; Metazoa; Chordata; Mammalia; Rodentia; Muridae. The coding region runs from base 551 to 1231 and encodes 226 amino acids. The record is from RefSeq and is a predicted model, not a curated record. The transcript has 3 exons. Gene Ontology annotation, molecular function: N-acetyltransferase activity.